GAUCGACCCAUGUUGCGUGGUCAGGAGACGGCCGAUUGAUCGCGCGCGCGCAAGCGGUAGACCACUUUGGCUCUCUCGAGAUGGAGACUGACUCACAGGAUGCCAGCAUUAGGCCGCCAAAAGUCAUCAUCUUGCCCGGUCAUGCGGCCGAUAUGUCGAGUGCGACGUUUUGCAUCUUAGAAGAGGACCAUACGCUCGGCAAUGCACUGCGGUACAUGAUCAUGAAGAAUCCGCAAGUACAGUUCUGCGGGUACAGUCAGCCGCACCCAUCAGAGGACAAGAUUCACCUCCGUAUCCAGAUGUACGAUGGUCUGAGUGCGUAUGAAGCGCUUCAGAGUGGCCUCGCAUCGCUCGAGGAUUGUAUACUGGCCAUUAGAGACGAGUACAAGUCCCAACUCGCAAAAGGCGACUUCGAGCGGGUGGAGGAUCCAGACCUUGCCACGAUCAAAGCCGAUGCCAUUGAGGCUGCCAAAAUCAAGCAGCGCGAAGCGAGGCUCGCAGCUCGGCCGGCUACAGCCGCACGAAGCAAAUCGAACUCAAAGCCACCCGUCGCGGCUUGAAGGGCUAUAUUGUAGUUGAUGUGUUGUUGUCAAUCGAACACAGGCACGCAAAGGCAGAGCAGUACAGACAUGGAGCUGCAAUUGAGAGCACAAGCGCGUGAUGGGGCGCAAAGGUCAUCUAUGCGACGAUCUUGACGAUACCGCCUGCCUCUUUGAUCUUGAGCUCUGCCCUCCUGGAGACAUAGCGGGCCUUGACGAUGAGCGGCACUUGCGGGAUCCUUCCCUUGGCUAGCACCUUGCUGUAGCC
Molecule: messenger RNA, 807 nt
Organism: Mixia osmundae IAM 14324
Lineage: Eukaryota; Fungi; Basidiomycota; Mixiomycetes; Mixiales; Mixiaceae
Exons: 4
Coding region: 81-560 (159 amino acids)
Biological process (GO): DNA-templated transcription
Cellular component (GO): RNA polymerase I complex; RNA polymerase III complex
Molecular function (GO): DNA binding; DNA-directed RNA polymerase activity; protein dimerization activity
Source: RefSeq, a predicted model, not a curated record